This is a messenger RNA of Cucumis sativus (cucumber), 1480 nucleotides long. RefSeq names its product beta-amyrin 11-oxidase-like. Gene Ontology annotation, molecular function: heme binding; iron ion binding; ent-kaurenoic acid monooxygenase activity. The record is from RefSeq and is a predicted model, not a curated record. Lineage: Eukaryota; Viridiplantae; Streptophyta; Magnoliopsida; Cucurbitales; Cucurbitaceae. Gene Ontology annotation, biological process: brassinosteroid homeostasis; sterol metabolic process; brassinosteroid biosynthetic process. The transcript has 7 exons. Gene Ontology annotation, cellular component: endoplasmic reticulum. Bases 1 to 1341 code for a protein of 446 amino acids.
AUGGAGUUGAUGCUAAAUUGGUUGUUGUUGAUUGUUCCUUUUGUGGGUUUUGUUUUAGGGUUUGGGGUUUUGAAGAGAUUGAAUAAUUUGUAUUAUGCAUUGAAAUUAGGGAAGAAAUGGGAUGAACUUCCUCCUGGUGAUCUAUCUUGGCCACUUAUUGGUUCUACUCUAUCCUUUCUCAAAUAUUUCACUUUUGGUCCACCAGACGGUUUCAUUCGUGACUUCUCAAGAAGAUAUGGGAAAAUUGAUAUGUACAAGACUCACAUAUUUGGAAAACCAACUUUAAUCGUCUGCAAACCUGAAAUAUGUCGUCAAGUAUUAACUGAUGAAACCAAGUUCAUUCCUAGUUAUCCUACAUCCAUCACAGCCGUAUUUGGUAAAAAAUCACUGCUUCAAGUACCGAAAGAGGAGCAUCGGAAGCUCCGACGGCUGACAAUGGCACCGAUCAGUGGCCAUGCAGCGCUCGAGAUGUACAUUGAUCAUAUUGAACACACUGUGAUUAGUGGGUUGGAGGAAUGGUCAAGCAUGAAGAAGCCAUUGGAAUUAUUAACAACGAUAAAGCAACUUACCUUCAAAGUUAUUUGGAACAUUUUUAUGGGUUCAACUCCAAUAAAAAGCACUUCUAUAAGAGAAAUGGAGACUUUGAAUGAGAAUAUUGCACUUGCAUUCUUAACCCUGCCACUCAACUUUCCUGGCUUACCCUUCCAUAAAGCACUCAUGAGAAUGGUGAAGAAAAGCAAAGGGGAAAAUUGGGAAGCAAAAGAUAUGAUGGAUUUGUUGAUGGAAGUGAGAGAUGAAGAUGGUGAAGGAUUUGACGAUGAGACCAUUACAGAGAUAAUUUUUGGUAUGCUAUUUGGAGGCCAAGAGACUACAGCUUUCACUACAAUGUGGGCAGUUUUGUUUCUUACAGAUAAUCCACAAGUAUUCCAAAAGGCCAAGGUUAUAGAUGAGACGCUUCGACUAAGUAGUGUUGCAUUUAUUUCUUUUCGUGAGGCAACAGAAGAUAUUGAAAUUAAUGGUAAAAUAAUACCAAAGGGAUGGAGAGUCAUACUUUGGCUUCGAGGGCUUAACAUGGACCAAAAACUACAUCCUUCCCCUCAACACUUCAAUCCUUCAAGAUGGGAUAAUUUUAGAGGAAGCCCAGGUGCUUUUACUCCUUUUGGACUAGGAGUUAGGAUGUGCCCGGGACGUGAUCUUGCCAGAAUGGAGAUCUCAAUUUUUCUUCAUUAUUUUGUCCUCAAUUACAAGAUAGAGCGACUUAAUCCUGAAUGCAAAUUGAAUUACUUACCUAUUUCUCAUCCUAUAGACAAAUGCUUGGCAAGAGUGAUAAAACUCCAAUGAAAGUGACUAAAAAGUCAUCCCUCAUGUAACCUUCUUUGGACCAACAAAGUGUGAACUUUGUGAUCAACAUGUACUUGUAUGUAUAUGUGUGUGAAUUUUAAUUCACCCAUCAAAUAAAAUAAAUACUUUAUUAUUGUUA